Messenger RNA from Quercus robur (English oak), 1942 nucleotides. Its product is annotated as probable flavin-containing monooxygenase 1. Lineage: Eukaryota; Viridiplantae; Streptophyta; Magnoliopsida; Fagales; Fagaceae. The record is from RefSeq and is a predicted model, not a curated record. Bases 207 to 1760 code for a protein of 517 amino acids. The transcript is spliced from 5 exons. Gene Ontology annotation, molecular function: NADP binding; N,N-dimethylaniline monooxygenase activity; flavin adenine dinucleotide binding.
AUGUAAGAUGGAACAGAUCAAGCAAGGCGGUGGGGGCAUUUUUGCCGUCUAGACUUUCCUUGUUACUCAUUUCUUCUCUCCUUUCCAAAAGAGAGACAUUUGCAUCUCUCUCUCUCUCUCUCUCUUUCAUACUUUUAAAAAAAGAAAGGAACUCUGUCUCUUUCUCUCCCUUUAACCCCAUCUCCUCUCUCCCCAAAUUGAUAAGUAUGGAGAGAAAGGUAGCCAUUAUCGGAGCUGGUAUCAGUGGCCUCCUGGCUUGCAAGUACACACUGUCAAAGGGUUUCCAUCCUAUUGUUUUUGAAGCCAAAAGCAACAUUGGAGGAGUAUGGACCAAAACCAUAGAGACCACUAGACUCCAAACUCCAAAAGUACUAUAUCAGUUCUCGGAUUUUCCAUGGCCUUCUUCAGUGACAGAAGACUUUCCUAAACAACAAGAAGUUUUCGACUAUAUUCAAUCAUAUGCUCAUCAUUUUGACUUGCUUAGGCAUAUCAAAUUUAACACCAAAGUUGUCAGCAUUGAGUAUGAAGGCCUAUCUGAGGAAGAGAUACAAUCUUGGACCAUGUGGAGUGGUACGGAUGCGUUUCUCAGUUCCAAAGGGAAAUGGAAGCUUAUGGUAGAAGAUACAAGUAGCCUUUCGACUGAGGAGUACCUAGUGGACUUUGUGAUCCUCUGCAUUGGGCGAUUCAGUGACAUUCCAAACAUUCUAGGAUUCCCUCCAAACCAAGGCCCAGAAGUCUUUCAUGGCAAGGUGAUACACUCCAUGGAAUAUGCAGCCAUGGAUUAUGAAAGUGCAGCUAAGCUUAUCAAAGGGAAGCAAGUCACUGUUGUGGGAUUCCAAAAAUCUGCUUUGGACAUUGCUAUGGAAUGCUCAAUGGCAAAUGGCAUUGAGCAUCCAUGUACUGUAUUAUACAAGACUGAACAUUGGAUUGUUCCUGAUUUCUUUCCUUGGGGUGUGCCUUUACCAUUGUUAUACCUUAAUCGCUUCGCGGAGCUAUUGAUUCACAAGCCUGGUGAAGGUUUUCUUCUAAGUCUCCUGGCAACAAUUCUUUCACCAGUGAGGUGGGCAUUCUCCAAAUUUGUUGAAAGCUACAUAAGAAAGAAGCUUCGGUUGGCAAAGUUAGGAAUGGUACCAAAGCAUAGUUUCCUUCAACAACUCAGUUCUUGUUUAAUCUGCAUAAUGCCAGAAAAAUUCUAUGACAAAGUUGAAGAGGGAAGCAUCAUUUUGAAGAAAGGUACGAACUUCAGCUUCUGCAAAGGAGGUGUUAUGAUUAAUGGUGAGGAGCAACUUCUGAAGACUGAUUUGGUCAUAUUGGCUACUGGGUUCAGGGGUGAUAGAAAGCUCAAAGACAUUUUUGUGUCCCCCACAUUUAAGGACCAUAUGGCUGGGUCCCCUAAUACUACAGUUCCCCUCUACAGGGAAUGCAUUCAUCCACGAAUUCCACAAUUAGCAGUAAUUGGUUUCUCAGAGAGUGUUUCAAAUUUGUACACCUCUGAGAUAAGAUGCCGAUGGCUAGCAGAGCUUCUUGACGGCACAUUCAAAUUGCCCAGCAUUAAAGACAUGGAAAAAAAUGUGGAAAUAUGGGAUAAAUACAUGAAGACAUACUCUGGCCAAUACUACAGGAGAUCCUGCAUUGGUGCUAUUCAAAUAUGGUACAAUGACCAACUGUGCAAAGACAUGGGAUGGAACCCCAAAAGAAAGAAGGGAUUAAUUGCUGAAUUGCUUGAGCCUUAUGGCCCAUUAGAUUAUGUUUCCUCAUAAAGUGGUCACAUUACAUCUUCUAGUUCUGAUUCAUGGCCUUGUGGAUGCAUCAACUACGCUUUGUAUCACUCCCAUUUCACACUAUCAUGUCCAAACUUUCCAAAGAAUGUCCACAAUUUGUGUGCAGUGUGUACAACUGGUGUAAAAUGAGGAAUGUGAAACAAAAAUUUUCCUUGUUUUUA